CCCUUUUCCUCUCUUCGAUCCUCGCUCGGAUUGACAGCCGCUGCUGCGUCGUCUCUGCACCAGAAAUCCUCACCGUCCGCUUCAGUCCUAUCAAAUAGUCUUUCGACGCCCCUGCGCGUCAGUCAAAGUUCAGCAUCCAGGAUGGUGCACACCAAGGUCGUUAUCAUUGGCUCCGGCCCCGCCGCACACACCGCCGCCAUCUAUCUCUCGCGUGCGGAGCUCAAGCCUGUCCUCUAUGAGGGUAUGCUGGCUAACGGCACCGCUGCUGGCGGUCAGCUUACCACCACUACCGACAUCGAGAACUUCCCCGGCUUUCCUGAUGGCAUCGGUGGUACAGAGCUGAUGGAGAACAUGCGCAAGCAGUCCAUCCGGUUCGGAACUGAGGUCAUCACUGAGACUAUCUCGAGAGUGGAUUUCUCGCAGAGGCCGUUCAAGCUGUGGACGGAGUGGAACGAUGGUCCGGACAAUGAGCCCGCCCACACUGCCGAUGCCAUCAUCAUUGCCACUGGUGCCAAUGCCCGUCGUCUUGACCUGCCCGGUGAGACCCAGUAUUGGCAGAACGGAAUCAGCGCCUGUGCCGUCUGUGACGGUGCCGUGCCAAUUUUCCGUAACAAGCCCCUCUAUGUGAUCGGUGGUGGUGACUCCGCUGCCGAAGAGGCCAUGUUUCUGGCCAAGUACGGCAGCUCGGUUACCGUUUUGGUCCGUCGCGACAAGCUUCGUGCCAGCAAGGCCAUGGCCAACCGUCUCCUGUCCCACCCCAAGGUGACCGUUCGAUUCAACACCGUUGCGACCCAGGUCCUGGGUGAGGAGAAGCCCAUGGGCUUGAUGACCCACCUGCGUGUCAAGAACACCGUCACCGGCGAGGAGGAGACCGUCGACGCUAAUGGUCUCUUCUACGCUGUUGGUCACGACCCCGCCACCGCCUUGGUCAAGGGCAAGAUCGACCUCGAUGACGAAGGAUACAUCAUCACCAAGCCUGGCACCAGCUACACCAGCCUGGAGGGUGUCUUUGCUUGCGGUGACGUCCAGGAUAAGCGCUAUCGCCAGGCCAUCACCAGUGCCGGUUCCGGCUGCAUUGCUGCUCUCGAGGCUGAGAAGUUCAUCGCUGAAUCCGAGUCCCCUGAAGAGAAGGCUCCUGUCAACGAGGUCAAGCAAGACCCCCAGGGUAACACCGCGGAGUACAAGUCCAACCCUCUCCUUUAAAACGUCUCCGUCCCGCCACACCUGAUCUAUAGAUUCCUCAUCACCCCUUCAUCACACCUAGAUCUGCCCUACACCGGCUGACUAUCAUGUUUCAUGUCCUACGGAUAUAUCCAUUUUGCCUAUUUUGAUGGUUGUUUAUAUUAGACUUCAGCGUUCUGGUCAUUCUCCUCGGUUUGUGAUGGGAAGUUUAAUACAUUUUUUUUCGGUCCCUUCGAUGAUACUCGUGGCGCGCAUGUUUCAUGGGUCGCUGAACUAUGAAUUUCAUAUCAAUAGACUAGAAUAUAGAGUAAUUCUAGAGGAUCCUGAUUCAACUCUG
Messenger RNA from Aspergillus caelatus, 1519 nucleotides. RefSeq names its product thioredoxin-disulfide reductase TRR1 (gene trr1). The transcript is spliced from 3 exons. Gene Ontology annotation, biological process: removal of superoxide radicals. Gene Ontology annotation, molecular function: thioredoxin-disulfide reductase (NADPH) activity. The record is from RefSeq and is a predicted model, not a curated record. The coding region runs from base 142 to 1203 and encodes 353 amino acids. NCBI's taxonomy places the organism in Eukaryota, Fungi, Ascomycota, Eurotiomycetes, Eurotiales, Aspergillaceae. Gene Ontology annotation, cellular component: cytoplasm.